Molecule: messenger RNA, 1608 nt
Organism: Lolium rigidum
Lineage: Eukaryota; Viridiplantae; Streptophyta; Magnoliopsida; Poales; Poaceae
Exons: 7
Coding region: 1-1608 (535 amino acids)
Source: RefSeq, a predicted model, not a curated record
AUGCCGGUGGAGGGGAUGGACAAGGUGGUCGCGACGGUCAGCGGCUACCACGGCGACGAGCGGCACAGGCUCGUCAAGCUCAUCUCGGAGACCGGCGCGAGCUACGUCGGCGCCAUGAGCAGAUCAAUCACCCACCUGGUUUGUUGGAGGCUCGAGGGGAAGAAGUAUGACAUAGCGAAGAGGCUCCAGACACUCGUCGUGAGCCACCGGUGGUUCCAGGACUGCCUCAAGGAGGGGAGGCGCCUCCCUGAGGGUCCGUACAUGUUUGAAAGUGGUGAAGAAGCAGGGUCAGUCCCAGAGCUUCCUGCUCUGCCAGUGCCAGGCAAGCGGUCCAAGAUAAAUGCAUCCAUGGAGGAUCGAUGUUUGAAAGAGUUACCUACUGAUUUCUGCAGUACUUCUGAUGCCAGGGAUGUGGUCAAGAUUGAUGAUUCAGAUUCUGAUUUUGAGCUUCAGGGAUGGUCGGAUUCAUCCCUAUUAAAAGAAAAUUUUGUCGUUGCCGGGAAUUCUAAGAACAUCCGUUCACGAGAUGUUAAAGGAGGAAAAAAACGUUUAAAACGUGACAAGUCGACUGAUAAAGAUAUUCUACACCACCGAGACAAAGCUCCAGGUUUUAUGAUAAGCGAAGGGCUUCCUGCAUCAAGGUAUUCUUCAUCUCGGAGCACAUCAAAGCAGAAGGGAAAUGUGUCACGUCUCCUACAUAAUGAGGCUGCUAGCCGGAUGGGCAAAACAAACGAUCCUUUGGGAAAGGAAUCACGAAGCAAGCAUGCACGCUAUCUGAUGGAAAUAUCUGAUGAUGAUAGUUUGACAGACAGCUUUGAGAAACCACAAACGUUAGAUACUCUGAGUACAGAAGCUCGGAGAAAAAUAAGGAGCACAAAUGCUUCAUCAUCAUAUCGGCAAUCUACCUUGGAAAGUAUUUAUGGGUAUUCUGAAACUAGUAUGCAUGAUUACGAAUCAGCAAAGAGUGAAGAACAAGGAAAUAUUGGAUUGGGCGAGAGACCAGGAGGCUUGCAACCUGGUGAUUUGUCUGUAGAUGAACCAUCAUUCUGUACUCAGGAGCAAAGUAACCUUGACAUCGCAGCUGAUGAUGAGAAGGGAGACGGUGAGAAGCUUGCUAUGGAAGAACCAUCCAGGGUGCAAAGACAGGCAGAACUUUCAUGUGUCAUUUGCUGGACCGAUUUUUCUUCCACAAGGGGCAUCUUACCAUGUGGACAUCGGUUCUGUUUUUCAUGCAUCCAAGGAUGGGCAGAUUGUCUGUCCUCUAGGGGAAAGGUCUCAACAUGCCCUCUUUGCAAAGCCAGUUUCUCCUGGAUCAGCAAGGUGGACGAGGCUGGCACCUCAGAUCAGAAGAUAUACUCGCAGACCGUUCCUUGCGGAGCUUCAACUGGCAUUUUCAUAUUUGCAGAUGAAGGCUACGACCUUCCUGGACCAUCGUCUACUGAAGGGGCCUGCUUCCAGUGCCACAGCCGUGAGCCCGAAGACCUUCUACAGAGCUGCCAUGUCUGCCGGGCGCAGUGGGUACACAGCUACUGCCUUGAUCCUCCACUGUUUCCGUGGACAUGCAUACAUUGCCGAGAUCUGCGGAGGAUGUACCAGCGCUAUCGCUAG